AUGCGACCUAGCUGUUCUCGUUUUCAUCUUUACGAAUCUUCUGGCGUCACCAUUUCUCGCAGUCGACGCCGAUUCAUCGUCGAACAAGCGACAGUGUCUGAAGGCGCCAAUUUCAAUUUUUGCCUUCUGUGCUUGCUCGAACAGCCAUUCUCAAACUGCAACCAACUCGGCUCCGCCGCUCCGGGGACACGGUUGCUCAAACGCAGAGCUCGACACAGUUGAUUUGCUUCGUCAAGACAGAUGUUUUGAGGGAGUGCUCGCAAAUAAGAGACGCGAAACUUGGAGCCAUCGAUUGAUUCGACGGGAGAAUCUAUCUAAGGGAGGCUUUAGGGAACCCUCAACUGGUCCUAUACAAGCUCAUUUCGACAGUCAUAACGUGUUCCUUCCACCUCUUCUCCUCCGACGAAAACACCCCCUCGGCAUGCAGCGACCGAGGUUCGCGAAACUCGCUCACUAUCUGAGUGAAAGAGUCAAGUUCUCCCCUCCAUGGCGUUCGCUCUGCCCCAACACGUUUCCACAACUCCCCUUCGCCAGUCGUCGCUCGUUUUUCGCUGGCACAUCCUACUUUCAUCCACUUAGCGUGUCUAUCAAUUGAUGGUGCUG
Laccaria bicolor S238N-H82 is the source of this 603-nucleotide messenger RNA. RefSeq lists its product as uncharacterized. The transcript has 2 exons. The record is from RefSeq and is a predicted model, not a curated record. Bases 1 to 222 code for a protein of 73 amino acids. NCBI's taxonomy places the organism in Eukaryota, Fungi, Basidiomycota, Agaricomycetes, Agaricales, Hydnangiaceae.